This is a messenger RNA of Lolium rigidum, 1795 nucleotides long. RefSeq names its product dihydrolipoyl dehydrogenase 2, chloroplastic-like. The transcript has 15 exons. The coding region runs from base 1 to 1689 and encodes 562 amino acids. Gene Ontology annotation, cellular component: mitochondrion; oxoglutarate dehydrogenase complex. The record is from RefSeq and is a predicted model, not a curated record. NCBI's taxonomy places the organism in Eukaryota, Viridiplantae, Streptophyta, Magnoliopsida, Poales, Poaceae. Gene Ontology annotation, molecular function: dihydrolipoyl dehydrogenase (NADH) activity; flavin adenine dinucleotide binding.
AUGCUCGCCGUCUCCCUCUCAUCCUCCGCCGCGGCGAUCGCCAGCGGCCGCGCCAGAUCCGAGGCGGCGGCGGCGCGGCGGCCCGGCGGGAUCCGGCUCUGCGGGCUCCGGCCGGAUGCCCCCGCGUGCGGCUCGCUGCGGCUCUCGCACGCCGCGGCGUCCGCGGCCGCGAGGCGCGCGGUGCCGAGGGCGGCUGCGUCGGGGAACGGCGCGGCGGGCGGCGGGUUCGACUACGACCUCGUCAUCAUCGGGGCCGGCGUCGGCGGGCACGGUGCAGCGCUCCACGCCGUCGAGGAGGGGUUGAAAACCGCCAUUAUCGAGGGAGAUGUUGUGGGCGGGACCUGUGUGAACAGAGGCUGCGUUCCAUCCAAAGCUCUUCUUGCUGUCAGUGGCCGGAUGAGAGAGCUUCAUGAUGAACAUCACAUGAAGUCCCUGGGUCUACAGGUUUCUGCUGCUGGAUAUGACAGACAAGCUGUUGCUGAUCAUGCAAAUAAUCUUGCCUCCAAAAUCCGAAGCAACUUGACUAACUCGAUGAAAGCUAUCGGAGUGGAUAUAUUGACUGGAUUUGGCACAAUUGUGGGAAAGCAAAAGGUACGAUAUGGAAAAGUUGGUUUCCCAGAUAAAGAAAUCACCGCGAAGAACAUCAUCAUUGCCACUGGAUCGGUUCCUUUUGUUCCCAAGGGCAUAGAAAUUGAUGGCAAGACUGUAUUUACUAGCGACCAUGCGCUAAAACUUGAGUCAGUUCCUGACUGGAUAGCUAUUGUUGGAAGUGGUUAUAUUGGACUUGAAUUCAGCGAUGUAUACACAGCUCUAGGAAGCGAGGUUACCUUCGUUGAGGCUCUUGACCAGUUGAUGCCUGGCUUUGACCCUGAAAUCGCAAAAUUGGCUCAGAGAGUCCUUAUUAAUACUAGGAAAAUCGAUUAUCACACUGGUGUCUUUGCAAGCAAAAUUACUCCAGCAAAGGAUGGAAAACCUGUGCUGAUUGAGCUCAUUGACGCAAAAACAAAGGAACACAAAGAAACCCUUGAGGUGGAUGCAGCGCUUAUAGCCACAGGAAGGGCACCAUUCACCAACGGACUUGGCUUGGAAAAUAUGAAUGUUGUUACACAACGUGGUUUUAUUCCUGUUGAUGAGCGGAUGCAAGUCACAGAUGCUGAUGGCAAUGUGGUACCGAAUUUAUUUUGCAUUGGAGAUGCCAACGGUAAACUCAUGCUUGCCCAUGCUGCCAGUGCACAGGGAAUCUCAGUCGUCGAGCAAAUCUCUGGGAGGGAUCACAUUCUAAAUCAUUUAAGCAUCCCAGCUGCUUGUUUCACUCAUCCAGAAAUCAGUAUGGUAGGGCUGACAGAGCCACAAGCCAGAGAAAAAGCUGAUAAAGAAGGAUUUGAGGUAAGUGUUGUUAAGACCAGCUUUAAGGCCAACACAAAAGCUUUGGCAGAAAAUGAAGGUGAUGGGAUUGCUAAGUUGAUCUACCGCCCUGACACAGGAGAAAUUCUUGGGGUUCACAUCUUGGGUUUGCAUGCUGCUGACCUCAUCCAUGAGGCAUCAAAUGCCAUUGCCUUAGGAACUAGUUUGCAAGAACUCAAGCUUGCUGUUCAUGCGCAUCCAACAUUAUCCGAAGUGCUCGACGAGCUCUUCAAAGCAGCCAAGGUUAACUCGGGUGUUUCUGUAAAUGAACUAGUUGCAGCCUAAAGAAGUGCAGGAGCGCAAGCAGAACCAUCCACCGCAGCGGCUCUUGAAGGUCCUUAGUUUCAUCACCAGCCUGCUGUUGCCGCAGAAAUGAGAUCGGUAACUCUUA